CGCGGGGCAACGGUAAAUGCGAGCGCGUCGAGUCAACGUAACGUCACAUUUCGCGACGCGACGGAUUCACUCUACGUAAGUUUGCCGUCGAGCCGCGACGCCGAAAAUUAUUUCGUGGAUAUUCGACAACGCUGAUAAAUAUGUAAACGAGGACGCGCGUUAUCAGGCUGUGCGCGCGUCCGUGGAUCAGCAGCGUCUAGAGAGACGUGUCGUUCGUGGCGUAUUUUCCCCUUUUCGAUUUUUAACCUGCGCGUCGAGGAAGCGGACGGAAAGGAUAUCGAGAGAACUAGAGAACGAAGGAAAAGCCGCUGUAUGCCAAAAUGUCAUUCGAGGGAAAAUACAACGCCAAGAGUCCGGCGGUGAAAAGAUUAAUGAGAGAAGCGCAAGAGUUGCACGAAGCUACCGAAGAGUAUUAUGCGUCUCCUCUUGAGGAGAACCUAUUUGAAUGGCAUUUUACAGUGCAAGGACCGCCAUCCACAGACUUUGAGGGUGGUGUUUAUCAUGGGAGGAUCUUAUUACCACCAGAGUAUCCUAUGAAACCACCAAAUAUCAUUUUGUUGACACCAAAUGGCCGUUUUGAAACAAAUAAGAAAAUAUGUCUGAGUAUUUCUGGUCAUCAUCCUGAAACGUGGCAACCAUCAUGGAGUAUUAGAACAGCACUGUUGGCUCUGAUAGCUUUCAUGCCUACACCAGGAAGCGGCACCAUUGGUGCAUUAGAUUACAGUACUGAGGAACGGCAAAAACUUGCCAAAAAAUCAUUGAACUGGCAAUGUGAUACAUGUGGAAAAGUUGUAAACUUGUUGUCCAAGAACUCGGUUAAAAAACCUAUCACUGAGGAAGAGCAAACUAUGCUGAAUACAAUUGCCCUAAAGGCCGAUGAUUCACCUACAUCAGAUGUAUCUUUCGCGGAUAAUACGGGAAGUUCACCCGAGAGCGAAAUACGGCAUCGUAACGUGGAAACGAUUUCGGCGGAAAAUGCAGAUCGUCAACAACCUGAUAUUAUUCUAAAUCACGUAGAGACAAUGUCGUCUUCAAACGAUUUAUUUUGGAGUAUUCUUAUCGCCUCAUUAGUAUCCGCGAUUAUUCUAUUGAUUUUACGACGAUUAUUUCUUGUUUAACUUAUUCUUUUUUGAAAGACAAAAAUAUGUCUGGGAAAUAAAGCAAAUUUUAUACAUGUUUUAUGGAUAUCGUUAAUAAGACAAAAAAACAAUCAGAUUCAUAUAUAACACAAAUUGUCUGAUUUUCAUAAAAACAUAUAUAAUACACGACGAAAGUAUGCAUUAAUAUAUUAUAUAUCUCUAUAUUUUUUGUUCUUGUAGAACUGCACUUAUAUUUAUCUUAUAAAUUCUUUCAAUUAUUGUUAAUAUAAUAUAUUACUAGUCGCUUUUGUCAAUCGUAGUAUUGAAAAAUGAAUCACAUAUGAAUAACAAUAUAGAUAUUAUUUUAGUAUAUUAAAUGGCAACUAAUUCGAGAUUUUAAUACUGUGUAAUAGUUGUCAUUGAUAAUACACUCUUUAUUAAUUAUGUAAUAAUAUUAUUAUCUUUAAAUAUUUUUCUGUGCUGCCUACAUAUAUAAAUCAAAUAUAUUCAGAUAAUUAAAAUCAGUAUAUUAUUUUUAUCGGUAAAUUAUAUUGUGCAAUUUAGCCUAAUAUGAUAAUAUUUUGUAAUAAACAUAUAAGCUAUACAGAGAUAUAUGUGUAAUUCUAUAGCUUUCGUACACUUUUCAUAUAUGUAUAGUCACACUGUAAUAAAAUUUAAUGUGUAAUAUAAUCUGUUAGAAGAAAAGGAUUUAGAGCAGGAUAUUGUUUAAAUGGAUUUUUUGUAUGUACAUAGAAAUAUAAUAAAGUAACUAUUUAUUAAAGCAUA
Messenger RNA from Formica exsecta, 1865 nucleotides. RefSeq names its product ubiquitin-conjugating enzyme E2 J1-like. Bases 321 to 1118 code for a protein of 265 amino acids. The transcript is spliced from 5 exons. The record is from RefSeq and is a predicted model, not a curated record. Lineage: Eukaryota; Metazoa; Arthropoda; Insecta; Hymenoptera; Formicidae.